Messenger RNA from Metarhizium album ARSEF 1941, 1059 nucleotides. RefSeq names its product mitochondrial nuclease. Gene Ontology annotation, biological process: apoptotic DNA fragmentation. The transcript has a single exon. Gene Ontology annotation, molecular function: metal ion binding; nucleic acid binding; single-stranded DNA endonuclease activity. Gene Ontology annotation, cellular component: nucleus; mitochondrial inner membrane. Lineage: Eukaryota; Fungi; Ascomycota; Sordariomycetes; Hypocreales; Clavicipitaceae. The record is from RefSeq and is a predicted model, not a curated record. The coding region runs from base 1 to 1059 and encodes 352 amino acids.
AUGUCGAAAUCAAGUCUCGCCAUGUUUGCUGCUCUCGGAGCUGGAGGCGGUGCCGCCCUCACGGCCGCCGCUUUUGCUCUCCGCUCAUCCUCCGAGAACAAGAAGCUCGAGCUCCCAGUCGCAACAUCUCCAACCGCCAGGCCAACCACCUCCUCCGGCAACACCCCCCUCGCCGUCCCCACGCAGCAGGUGUUUCCCACCACGGUCGCUGCCGGCUCGCGGGCCCCCGUCAACCCAGCCGGCCUCUUCGAGUACGGCUUCCCCGGCCCCGUAUCAGACAUCGCCACCCGCGCAGCCCUGAUAUCAAGCUACGACCGCCGCACCCGCAACCCGCACUGGGUCGUUGAGCACAUCACGCCCGAGUCCCUGUCCAGCCGCGGCGGCGACCGCAAACACAGCGUCUUCCUCGAGGACUCCUCGGUGCCCGUGCAGUUCCGCGCCCUCCUCAAGGACUACUUCCGCAGCGGCUACGACCGCGGCCACCAGGUGCCCGCCGCCGACGCGAAGUGGUCCCAGGGCGCCACCGACGAGACCUUUUACCUGACAAACAUGUGCCCCCAGGUCGGCGAGGGCUUCAACCGCGACUACUGGGCGCACUUUGAGGACUUCUGCCGCCGUCUCACCGGCCGCUACCCCAGCGUCCGCAUCGUCACCGGCCCGCUGUACCUGCCUCGCAAGGACCCCGUCGACAACAAGUGGUACGUCAAGUACGAGAUGAUUGGCACCCCGCCCUCCGUCGCCGUCCCCACGCACUUCUACAAGGUCAUCUUCGCCGAGGACGGCAAAGCUGGCGGGAACGUCGCCAUCGGUGCCUUUGUCCUCCCCAACGCCGCCAUCCCCAACGAGAAGCCCCUCACCGACUUUGAGGUCCCCAUCGAGGCCGUCGAGCGCGCCUCCGGCCUCGAGUUUGCCAACAAGCUGCCUGUCACGCGGAGGACGAGGCUCUGCGCCGACACAACCUGUGCCUUGGUCAUUAGGGAAUACGCAGACAGGCAGAAGGCGUUUGGGAGAGGCUCCCCGCGUGCUAUUGCUCCCUCUCCUUCUCCUCCCUCGCCAUGA